This is a messenger RNA of Dendrobium catenatum, 2404 nucleotides long. RefSeq names its product transketolase, chloroplastic. Gene Ontology annotation, molecular function: transketolase activity. NCBI's taxonomy places the organism in Eukaryota, Viridiplantae, Streptophyta, Magnoliopsida, Asparagales, Orchidaceae. The record is from RefSeq and is a predicted model, not a curated record. Bases 21 to 2243 code for a protein of 740 amino acids. Gene Ontology annotation, biological process: pentose-phosphate shunt. The transcript is spliced from 7 exons. Gene Ontology annotation, cellular component: cytosol.
GAGGAUCUUGCGACUGCGACAUGGCCGCUUCCUCCUUCUUGACUGCAUCCCACGCCCAAUUAGCACGGGCGAUCUCCGGCCGGGGGACCGUCGCGGCCCCAUCCCAGCCUGACCGCCUCGCCCUCUCCUCCGGCGGGCACCGCCUUAUUCUUCGGCUUAACCCAAAAGCGGCUGAGUUAAAACAGCGCUCUCGGCGGUUUGUUAAGAUUCGAUCAGCCGUGAUUGACACGGCGGACGGCAAGCCGGUGACCGAAGAGCUAAUGGAGAGGUCCGUGAACACAAUCCGGUUCCUGGCCGUCGAUGCGGUGGAGAAGGCCAACUCAGGUCACCCGGGGCUCCCCAUGGGAUGUGCCCCCUUGGGUCAUAUCCUCUUCGAUGAAUUCAUGCGCUUCAACCCUAAGAAUCCUUACUGGUUUAACCGGGAUCGAUUCCUGCUCUCUGCGGGCCAUGGAUGCAUGCUGCAUUACGCGCUACUCUACCUUACUGGGUAUGACAGUGUUAAGGAUGAGGAUUUGAAAGCUUUCAGACAGUGGCAGAGUAAAACUCCUGGGCAUCCUGAGAGUUUUGAAACGCCCGGUAUCGAAGUCACUACUGGUCCUCUUGGUCAGGGUAUUGCAAAUGCUGUCGGAUUAGCAUUAGCUGAGAAGCACCUAGCUGCCCGCUUCAAUAAGCCUGAUGCGGAGAUCAUUGACCAUUACACGUAUGUUAUACUUGGGGAUGGUUGCCAAAUGGAGGGAGUAUCAAAUGAAGCUUGCUCUCUUGCUGGACACUGGGGUCUUGGGAAAUUGAUUGCUUUCUAUGAUGACAAUCGUAUUACCAUUGAUGGAGACACAGAAAUUACAUUUACAGAGGAUGUCAAUGCACGCUUCGAGGCUCUUGGCUGGCACACCAUCUGGGUAAAGAAUGGUAACACAGGCUACAAUGAGAUCCGGGCUGCAAUCAAGGAAGCCAAAGCUGUUAAAGACAAGCCUUCAUUGAUAAAGGUUACAACCACCAUUGGUUAUGGAUCACCGAACAAGGCAAAUUCAUACAGUGCUCAUGGAAGUGCAUUGGGUAGUGAGGAAGUUGAUGCAACUAGAAAAAAUCUUGGAUGGCCUUAUGAUCCUUUCCAUGUACCUGAGGAUGUGAAAAGCCAUUGGAGCCGACAUAUCUCUAAUGGUGCAGCUCAUGAGUCUGAAUGGAAUGCGAAGUUUGCAGAGUAUGAGAAGAAGCACAAAGAAGAUGCGACUAUUUUGAAGGAUAUAAUUUCAGGAGACUUGCCUGCUGAAUGGGAGAAGGCUCUUCCGGUAUAUACUCCUGAAAGCCCAGCUGAUGCCACCAGAAAUCUCUCUCAGCAGUGCCUUAAUGCAUUGGCUAAAGUUCUUCCUGGACUUAUUGGUGGUAGUGCUGAUCUAGCAUCCUCCAACAUGACAUUGCUUAAGAUGUAUAGUAACUUCCAAAAUAGCACUCCACAAGAGAAAAACAUAAGAUUUGGUGUCAGAGAACAUGGGAUGGGCGCUAUCUGCAAUGGCAUUGCACACCAUAGCCCUGGCCUCAUCCCUUACUGUGCCACUUUCUUUGUCUUCACAGAUUAUAUGAGAGCCUCCAUUAGACUUGCGGCAUUAUCUCAAGCUAGAGUCAUCUUUGUGAUGACUCAUGACUCCAUUGGACUUGGCGAAGAUGGCCCUACACAUCAACCCAUUGAGCACCUAAUGAGCUUCAGGAUGAUGCCGAACAUCUUGAUACUCCGGCCUGCAGAUGGAAAUGAGACUGCAGGUGCCUACAAAGUUGCCGUUCUCAGCCAGAAGAGACCUUCUAUCCUUGCCCUUUCUCGCCAGAAGCUUCCUCAGCUUUCUGGAACAUCAUUUGAAGGAGUUGAGAAGGGUGGAUAUAUCAUCUCAGACAACUCUUCAGACAAUAAGCCUGAUCUUAUUCUCAUUGGAUCUGGAUCGGAGUUGGAGAUUGCUGCCAAGGCUGGAGAGGAACUGAGAAAGGACGGAAAGAGGGUAAGGGUUGUGUCACUUGUUUCAUGGGAAUUGUUUGAAGAGCAGUCAGAUGAUUACAAAGAGAGUGUUCUUCCUAAGGCUGUUUCUGCAAGGAUCAGCAUUGAGGCUGGCUCAACGUUUGGGUGGGAAAAAUAUAUUGGAAGUAAGGGCAAAGCGAUUGGGAUUGACAGGUUUGGGGCGAGUGCUCCUGCUGGGAAAAUAUACAAGGAGUUUGGUUUGACUGCAGAGAAUGUCAUCGCUGCAGCCAAAUCUCUGUAAGUUUGUAUUGGUUGUGCUAUUUGCUUUAAAGCAUUGAACUAGGCUUGGAGUCUGCACUAUUAUCAUGAGCUUGAGGAUGCAACCUACGAGAAGUUGAUAAAGGGCAUGCAGGUGUCCUGUUGGGCAAUAAUAAUGCAUUUUGCUCAGUGCUUAUUACCAUC